Messenger RNA from Aspergillus versicolor CBS 583.65, 2586 nucleotides. Its product is annotated as putative raffinose synthase protein Sip1. The transcript is spliced from 2 exons. The record is from RefSeq and is a predicted model, not a curated record. Lineage: Eukaryota; Fungi; Ascomycota; Eurotiomycetes; Eurotiales; Aspergillaceae. The coding region runs from base 1 to 2586 and encodes 861 amino acids.
AUGUCAGUACAAAUCACAUGUUACCCCUCUCUAGGCAAAGCAACCUGCCUCAAACAUGAAAAGAUCAGGUUCACAGCCCAGCUGGAGCCUGGCCCUGGCCCUGACUCCCCAGAGGAAUGGGAAGUUCAGAUCUGGCAUAAUAUUGGAGGCGUUGAAUGGUCAGCACUUCCUCUCCAGAAAUGCCCUUCAACAGCUGUCCCGCUCUUGAGCAGCGGUCAAGCUCACGGCUCAAACAAACGGCACAUAUUCGAAGGUGAAAUGACUCGUCCACAGUCAGGCAUUGGAAAAUUUACUAUCCGGUAUCGUGAACAUCAAGAUGGAAAUGGAGAUUCGGAAUGGCGAUGGGCGAACCAGGAGCAACAGGUCGGCGACGGCGAACUAAUCUUCACCUCAAACAACUCCAGCCCAGAGCCGCAGGAGCUCGGUAUAUCUUCUUUUGAGGGUCUUGGACUGUAUUUUGAUAACCUUUCUCCGGAUAUCAAAGUUGGGAUUCGCAAAAGCGAGGCGCCUGGUGCCGCUCUCUGGAGUUUAUCAGGGCCUGUAGAGCCAGCGAAAGAUGGACAUUCGGGAAUUGCGCAUUCACCACUCGGGGUGCCGUCUUGCGUAUUGAGAUUCUUUGCUCUUGUUCGUUUGUCCGUGUCUUGGUUGGGCCCGAGGCAGGGUAAGGAUAAGCUUGACCUGUCAGAAGAUGCAAUUCUCUGCUCAUUCUUGCGGCAAGAUGGGACGCAUGUUGUGAUUUUAGGUGUUUCGGUAGACGAUGUUCUCACGGUGUUGGGCUCUGGGUCUAACGGUGCGGUGGUUGUGAAAGCACGGAAUGAUAAGCCUUCAUCAUCUCGUUUUCAAGUGUUGGUUUCCGCGGCCGAUGACUUUGACAUUGCCAUGAGCGCUUUGGUAUAUGAGGCGAGGAAGCUGGUCAGGCCGUAUGACAUUAACGUCAAUGAUGAUCAGAAAGCACAAUGGAUGUCAAGCUGGUACGAUGGCCUAACAUACUGCACCUGGAAUGGAAUAGGACAAGACCUGAACGAAGAGAAGCUCAUCUCUGCCCUUGACGAAUUAAAACAUCAAGGCAUCAAUAUCAAGGGCCUCAUUAUUGAUGACAAUUGGCAGUCGCUGGACAACGAAGGAGGGGACUCUUGGUAUCGUGGCUGGAAGCAAUUCGAAGCGAACCCAAAGGCGUUCCCUAACGGACUUGCGAAGACAGUGUCUACGAUCAGAGAACUCCACCCGAAUAUCGAGUAUAUUGCCGUCUGGCAUGCACUUCUCGGAUACUGGGGUGGCAUUUCUCCCGACGGGGAACUAGCAUCUAUGUACAAAACCAGAGAAAUCCAACUCAACAGCUCAAUUAGAAGCUCAAUGCUUGCCAUCGAUCCAUCCGAUAUCCAACGCUUCUACAAUGACUUCUACUCCUUCCUCUCGUCCGCCGGAAUCACCGGUGUCAAGGCGGAUGCCCAGUCCUUCCUCGACCUUCUCAGCAAUCCCAUGGACCGGGAACAAUUCGCAGCCUCCUACCCAGACGCCUGGGCAAUCUCAUCCCUUCGCCACUUCGGCCCCAAGGUCAUCUCCUGCAUGUCCCAAUUCCCUCAAACAAUCUUCCACUCCCAACUACCCACCAACAAACCAACCAUCGUCGUCCGCAACUCUGACGACUUUUUCCCAGACAUCGAAGACUCGCACCCCUGGCACGUCUUCUGCAAUGCCCACAAUGCGCUCUUAACGCGGUACCUAAACAUCCUCCCAGACUGGGACAUGUUCCAAACUAGCACCAAAAACCCCUACUCAUCCUUCCACGCCGCCGCGCGCUGCAUCUCCGGCGGACCGAUCUAUAUCAUAGAUACGCCAGGCCAGCACAACGUCUCCCUCAUAAAGCAAAUGACAGCCCCCACGACCCAAGGUGACUCCAUAACCCUCCGCCCCGGGCUCGUCGGCCGCACCCUCGAUAUGUACCACGAUAUCAAGGAAGACCAUAUCCUGCGGGUGGGAGCAUAUAACGGCCGUGCUCGAACAGGGAGCGGGAUACUCGGCUUGUUCAACGUCACCACAUCCGCAAAAUCGGCACUCUUCGCUGUAUCUGAUUUCCCUGGGAUUUACGAGGAGGACACCCAGAGCACGUAUAUUGUGCGCUCGCACAGGAGUGGGAAGAUUGCAAACCGGUUAAAUUCGUCUUCGACUGUUUCAGUGAAGCUGGAGGAGAGGGGAUGGGAUAUUCUCACGGCUUAUCCGACGUGGUCGUUUACAUUGGCAGAGAAAGAUAAGGUCGAAACUGAAGUCGCUGUUUUGGGUUUGUUGGGUAAGAUGACGGGCGUCGCGGCAUUGGUUAACUCGGAUGUAUUCAUUGAGAGUAAUGGGCGGUUGCGGGUUGAUGUUUCGAUCAAGGCGCUUGGAGUGCUAGGGGUAUACUUUUCGGAGCUACAGGGGUGGGAUAUUGAUGAGCAUUUCAUGGUUCUGAUUUCAGGACAGGCGGUUCCUAGGAAGACGGUUUGGAAGGAGAAUGGACGGGUUCUGGCGAUUGAUAUCGAGGAGGCGUGGAGAGAGAUGGGAUUGGAGGCUGGGUGGAGUAAUGAGGUGAAUGUUUCGGUGUUGUUGUAA